Rattus rattus (black rat) is the source of this 601-nucleotide messenger RNA. RefSeq names its product matrix Gla protein (gene Mgp). Gene Ontology annotation, molecular function: calcium ion binding. Gene Ontology annotation, cellular component: extracellular region. Bases 82 to 393 code for a protein of 103 amino acids. The transcript has 4 exons. The record is from RefSeq and is a predicted model, not a curated record. Lineage: Eukaryota; Metazoa; Chordata; Mammalia; Rodentia; Muridae. Gene Ontology annotation, biological process: regulation of bone mineralization.
UUCCCCAGCAGCAUGUAGGAGCCUCUCCCCUCUGCUGUUGCGCCAGACACAGAGGCAGACUCACAGGACACCCGAGACAUCAUGAAGAGCCUGCUCCCUCUGGCCAUCCUGGCUGCGCUGGCCGUGGCAGCCCUGUGCUAUGAAUCUCACGAAAGCAUGGAAUCCUAUGAAGUCAGUCCCUUCACCAACCGGAGAAAUGCCAACACCUUUAUAUCCCCUCAGCAGAGAUGGCACGCUAAAGCCCAGGAAAGAGUCCGGGAACUCAACAAGCCUGCCCACGAGAUCAACAGGGAGGCCUGUGAUGACUACAAGCUGUGUGAGCGCUACGCCCUGAUCUAUGGGUACAACGCCGCCUACAACCGCUACUUCAGGCAGCGCCGAGGAGCCAAAUAAGAGCACAAGGAAACAGUCGCUUUGUUACGGAGUCUGGUUUCAUAUUCCCCUGCAGUAGCAUUACCGAUACACAGAUACGUGUGCGUUGCUUGUUCCUCACAUGAUCUCCUGUCUGGCUGGGCCACUCCUUCCUUCCGAGGGUUGAAAGUAAAGAAAGAGCAGUAUUAAGAAAUGUGUUUAUAUAUAAUAAAAUUCUGGUUUGAUACUU